AUGUCGCAUUGUAAGAAAAAACCAUGUCGUAUCAAACAAAAAACCAAGCACUUUCAACGACUUGAUAAAGAAUCAGCUGAAGUUGGCGAAAGAUUUCAGACGAAUCCAACAUUGACGCACGUUAAUGAUGAGGAUGAUGACGAGAAGACGAACGAAUUUGAAGAGGAAGAAGAAGAAGAAGGAGGGGAUUCAACACCAUUUUGGUCGCCGGAUGUUUAUCCUGUUCGAUUGACUAUGUGGGAUUUAAAUCAUUGUGAUCCGAAAAGAUGUACAGGAAGAAAAUUAAUGCGUUUGGGGUAUGUUAAACCGUUAAAACUUGGUCAACAUUAUGGUGGACUAAUUUUAUCGCCGAUUGGCGAAAAAUGUGUGUCACCAUCUGAUCAUGAUUUAGUAUUAUCUCAU
Molecule: messenger RNA, 402 nt
Organism: Didymodactylos carnosus
Lineage: Eukaryota; Metazoa; Rotifera; Eurotatoria; Philodinida; Philodinidae
Source: the annotation of a GenBank genome assembly